Messenger RNA from Ochotona princeps (American pika), 501 nucleotides. RefSeq names its product large ribosomal subunit protein eL28-like. The record is from RefSeq and is a predicted model, not a curated record. The coding region runs from base 40 to 453 and encodes 137 amino acids. The transcript has a single exon. Gene Ontology annotation, cellular component: cytosolic large ribosomal subunit; ribosome. Gene Ontology annotation, molecular function: structural constituent of ribosome. NCBI's taxonomy places the organism in Eukaryota, Metazoa, Chordata, Mammalia, Lagomorpha, Ochotonidae. Gene Ontology annotation, biological process: translation.
CCGUUUCCGGCCGUCCGAGCGAGAAGAGUCGCCGCCGCCAUGUCCGCGCACCUUCAGUGGAUGGUCGUGCGCAACUGCUCCAGCUUCCUCAUCAAGAGGAACAAGCAGAUGUACAGCAAGGAACCCAACAACCUCAAGGCCCGGAACUCGUUCCGCUACAACGGGCUGAUCCACCGCAAGACCGUGGGCGUGGAACCGGCUGCGGACAGCAAGGGCGUCGUGGUGGUCAUGAAGCGCCAGAGCGGCCAGCGGAAGCCGGCCACCUCGUAUGUGCGGACCACCAUCAACAAGAAUGCACGGGCCACGCUCAGCAGCAGCCGGCACAUGAUUCGCAAGAACAAGUACCGCCCCGAUCUGCGCAUGGCUGCCAUCCGCAGAGCCAGCGCCAUCCUACGCAGCCAGAAGCCCGUGAUGGUGAAGAGGAAGCGUUCGCAUCCCACCAAGAGCGCCUGAGUCCCUGGCCCCCAGCAAUAAAGAGUCUGACCGUUAAAACAAAACAAA